This is a messenger RNA of Frankliniella occidentalis (western flower thrips), 1137 nucleotides long. RefSeq lists its product as uncharacterized. Bases 82 to 555 code for a protein of 157 amino acids. The transcript has a single exon. Lineage: Eukaryota; Metazoa; Arthropoda; Insecta; Thysanoptera; Thripidae. The record is from RefSeq and is a predicted model, not a curated record.
UCACUCGGCGCGGCGCACCGCUCCGGCCAGACCUUCGCAGCACUCCUCUCGGCUCACACUGGUCAGCACCGCCCCUGCAGCAUGUCGCCCUCCGUGAGCUCCGCCGGCGCCGCCGCGUGCGUCGCCCUCGCCCUGCUGCUCGUCAGCUCGACGGUCGCCGCCCCCGCCGCCUCCUCGACCACCACCAGCGCGCCCGCACCCGCGCCCGUGGCCGCCAUGCCCGAAAACACGCCGCUGCAGCCGGGCGAGGAGUUCUACGACCAGCGGCAGAACGGGUCGGAGAACUACCGCAUCCACAUGGACGGCAUGGUGGUGGUGGUGGCGCCCCCAGAGGCCCUCAUGUCCGUGGCGGGAGCGGCGGGCGCGGCCGGCGGCCAGGGCGGCCAGCUCGAGCAGCAGCUCCUCGACAUCGUCGCGCAGCAGCAGGCCGCCGGCGUCGAGGACAACGACGUCAAGCCCGGCAAGCCCGGCGCCAAGCCCCCGCAGCCCUGCGUCGAAGGCACCCCCGGCUGCAAGAAGCGCCGCCCCGCCGGCAGCCUGCCCGCAAAGUCGUAAGCAUUCGCUCGUCCGUCCCGUAUCCCGGCGCCGAAGGCGACGUCGGGAGUUGACGUUUUCACAAAUCAUUGUACGCCCCAGCGGGGAUUCGAACCCAGGACGUCUCUGUCAUCAACAGGGGGAGAUUUCAACAAGAGGUUGUUCACUUGAACGUGCACAGUUGUUGUACAUGCACCGGGUAAAAUGGCGAGAUGGCGUCGGUAAAAAUGCGGGCUUGCCUACAGGUGCCUUGGCGCCUUACGGCCGGAGAGGGUAGGCAAGCCAGUUCACACCGGCGUCUUCCCUGUUACUUCCGGUCCAUGCACUUGUAGAGGAGGGAGGUGUCAAAGUUGUGUAUCACCGCUUGCAGGACAAUUUUAUUCAUAUCGUAAAGUUCGCUACAAAAUAGGCACAACGGAUCACCAUUUUUUGGUAAAUCGUGGGUUCAAAGGUUAUAUCCCUCGCACGCAUAUUUGUCAUCUUCUCACCUUCUAUCAACCACAUUUCAUAAAAGGGGUUCGCUUUUUAUCUUUUCUGGCCUUUUUUCACGACUCUUUUGUUUCCCAUCUUAUUUCUUCUACAACCUUUCGCCUUUCCUAGACC